GUACGAACACAACGAAUGAUAUAGCGCGCCUCCCCAGCUCCCCAGGAACAAGCGCGCCUCCCCUAUAACUAUAACGUUGAGUUGAAUAAGGUUGAACCACGGCUAUUUGGUCUGGUUUGCGGCACUGUUUAUGCACGAACAGCUAGUACACUGUUGUCGCUCCUAGAUUAUUCAAUGGCGUGGCAGACCAGGUUGAAGAACUACGAUGCAGAGCGAAAAGAAAGGAGCAGUGUGCCUGAAGAAGUGUCUGACCACCCUCUCAGAGUAAACAUUAUUACUAUUCAAGAUGGUCGCACCAAGAGAUGCGCUGGUACGUCAAGUAGCAGUGCAUCUUCAUCCGCUUCAGGCACUCCUAGACGCACUUCUUCAUCUUGGGGUGGUUUGGAUUCCCUGUCUAGCCUUCAUCCUUUAAGUAGUGCUUUGGAAGGGUUGGACCCUCUCACAAUGAUGAGUGCAGAAGAAACCGUUGACAAGAAUGAGUCCAGUAUAACAAAGAGUGCCUCACUGGAAGAAAGCUUUGAGCCAUGGGCCAUCAAAAAAUCUGGAAUCCUUGCUAGAUACUCAACAUCCGAAAAGCUGUCAAUCACAACCAGCUUCCUUUCUGGUGGGGAAAAGGUUGUAGUGAAAGCACAAGGUUCUGUCAGCGAUAAGGUGAAGAAUCGUUUGGAGCAGCUUGAUGACUUUGAAGAGGGUUCCGUAAAGGAAAUGUUGAACCUCUCUCAGCAAGAGUACAUCAUACGAAUUGAGGAACUCAACCAAGCCUUGAAGGAAGCUUGGGAGCAGGACCAGAAAGUCAAAGCCCUCAAAAUUGCUAUCCAGUGUUCGAAGCUCCUGGUUGACACAUCGGUCAUUCAAUUUUACCCAAGCAAAUUCGUACUGAUCACGGAUAUACUGGACAACUUCGGAGAUUUGGUGUACCAGAGAAUACAUUCCAAAGCAGAGUACAUAAGGCCUGGAACACGUGUUGCUGUGCCUCUACCAGAAAACUUCACACCAGAUCAAGUUCCUGAAUCAGCCAAAGAGACAUGUCGAAACUGGUUCUUUAAGAUUGCAUCAGUACGGGAGCUGAUUCCACGGUUUUACGUCGAAACGGCUAUUUUGAGGUCCUACAGCUUCCUGACACAAAAAGAAUACUCACGAGCGCUUAUGAGGCUUACAAGGGUGAUAUGCGGCAUUGGGGAUCCACUUGUUGCAGCAUAUGCUCGAUGCUAUCUCUGUCGUGUUGGAAUGUCAGUUGCUCCUCAGGUUCGUGAACAUGUUCUUGAAAACUUCUGGGAUUUCUUGCUUACUUAUCCCCAGAUUCAACGGCCACUCGUACAAACCACCCUUGCGCAGCAGCACAUGAACAUGGCCACCUACUUAACACUGUACUGUCCUGCUUUGGACUGGGUUCUUCAGUGUGGUUCAUACAGAGCACCUGAGAGCAUUCUAACUCAAGUACUUGCAAAGUGUAAAUUACAGUGUCAUAGUGGCCUUCUCCUCAACUCUAUUAUGACUGCAUUCAAGCCAGAGUUCAUUGCACGUCGGGCACUGGAGUUUGUGACCAUUAUGAAAGACUGUGAUGAUUCUGCCUUUCCUAAACACAUCUUGUUCCGUACCCUGGGGUUGUGCCUGAUUGUGUCUGAUCCACCAGAGGACCAUAAGCUGCAAGUGCUGAAUGAAGUCUGGAAAAUAGUUUCAAAACUUCGAUGUCCUGUGGAGUAUAUGAGCUGCGCAGAAGUCUGGAUCGAGUACCCAUGCAAGCACUUUUCGAAACGAGAAAUCAACACAUUCCUUGGUUCAGUAAUCAAGCAGUUGACACCAGACCGUGCAUUUGAAGGUCACUAUGCACAGUUGGCAACAAUUGUCAACAGAAUCCUGGCCCAUGUACAUGAUUUUUCGGCCCUUUUUUCUAUGGAGAACUUCCUUCCUUUCCUGGACCUCCUUCAAAAAGAGUCGUCAAAAGUGGAUGUUUGCAAGAACAUCAUGGAAUCGUUCCUCAAACACCAGAAGGAGCCUACACACGAUCCAGUUAUUGUCAAUGCUUUGAUGUAUAUCUGCAAGGCAAUGCACAACUCAGUUGACGCUCUGACACUUGAAGAUGAGAAACGACAGAUAGGAGCUCUCAUCUGUGGAUUCCUACAUUGUGUGAGCUUCGGACGUGAUUUUGAACAACAGCUUUCAUUUUAUGUUGAUGCAAGAGCAGCUUUCUCCACUUUGGAUGCUGUGCUCAUGCAGCUGGUUCAAAGUGUCAGUCUGCUUGCAAUGUGCACACGACAAGUUGUGAAAGGCCACCACACACGAAAGACAUCUGCAUUUGUGAAGGCAUGUGCAGCAUAUUGCUUUAUUACCAUUCCAUCAUUGGACAGUGUUCUAAACCGCUUGGAACUUUGCCUGUUGUCCGGACAAGUUGCCCUACUCAACCAGUGCCUGUCGCAAGCUGAUGCUUCUUUCAAGGCAGCCAUCAGCCUGCUGCCUGAAAUGCCAAACACCAUUGAACUUGAGGGAAAGCAUCGAAGCACAGAACCGUUCCUACUGUCAUAUAUUAACAACUUCUUGUCAACGCUACUUUAUGUCCCAGACAAUCCUGAACAUGAACCACUGUACUUGCUUCGAGGACUGCUGAACGUGGUCCAGGACUAUGUUUGGGACAGUCACUGUGACUCACGAGCCCUUGUUUACCUUAAUGUGAUGAACUUGCUCUCUGCAAUGAUACAGGAUAGCUACCUCUACCACGUUGACAAAGUGGAUUCCAACGACACACUUUAUGGAGGUGAUCCCAAAUUCACAAAUGAAGUCAAUGAACUUUGCCAAACUGUUCUGGAUGAACUGCUGUGUCACUUGAAACAACUGGGAGACUCUGGGCAAUAUAAAAGACAGGCUGUGUUGGCCUUAGAGCUACUAUACCGAAUCGUCAUCAAUGGUGAUCUGCACAGCAGGCAGCUGAUGGGACUCUGCAUCAACCUCUGGAACCUUGCACACAGACACGCCACAGUAGACCACAGGAUGUCAGUGAGAUGCAUUGAAUUUAUCAAGCAGAAGGGAACAAAGCCCAAGGGAAAGCCUUUCGCAGAACUGGCAUCAAAGUUGCAGAUACCAAGCACAGUGUAGAUUAUGCUAAAUAAACUGACCUGAUGUAGGUAAAAGCUA
Molecule: messenger RNA, 3129 nt
Organism: Ornithodoros turicata
Lineage: Eukaryota; Metazoa; Arthropoda; Arachnida; Ixodida; Argasidae
Product: VPS35 endosomal protein-sorting factor-like
Exons: 25
Coding region: 175-3090 (971 amino acids)
Biological process (GO): endocytic recycling
Cellular component (GO): endosome
Source: RefSeq, a predicted model, not a curated record